AUGGCGGAUUUGGAUCCGAAUGCGUGGUAUCGCCUCUCCGAGACUCGCGUCGACAACAGCACCGGGCCCUUCGCCCUCAACCUCCAACUUCGCACUGGCACCGGCCUCAGAGUCCAUCCGAUAAGUGACGGAAAGGCGGCCUGGCAGUUCCAACCUUAUGGUGGUGUCAAAGGCCGCUACUUUAUGCGCCUCGAUCAGGUUGGAGUGAAGCAACAGUUGGCCGUAUGCCACGAUCCGACCGAACCGACUUCGGGAAAUACCGUUGCGUGUAUGCAAGACUCGGCCACCGUCGACUCUCAAUUAUGGGAUGUUUCCGACUUCGGAUCAGGCACUUUCAAGUUCGUCAACGUCGGCAACGGAAGCAGUUACGUGCUCGACGUGCACCCGAACUCCAACCUGUUCAUGUCUAGCGAAAUUGAGGGAUCACCGAGCGUCGCAGAGAAACAACCUGCUCAGCACUGGGUUAUGUCAAGCAUUAGCGCCGUCAACGACGGCGCCUAUUCCACUAUUUACAGCAGCAACGUCGCAGUAAGCACUAGCUCGGCGUCGCUUUCGUCCUCCAGCACAACCACCCGACCAACCACGACUUUCACCACUACACGACCGACGCAAACUACUGCGAUGGCGGGACUCGACGUCUCUGCGAUCGCGAUGGGCGCGACCGCGUCGAAUUCAACCGUUUCAGCAUCCAAGGGGAUCUCAACAGCAGCAGGAGCAGGUAUCGGUGUUGCUGUCGCGCUCAGCGUGGUGGGAUUAAUAGGGGCAGUGGCCUUCUUCUGGUGGCGGCGAUCACAACGACCGGCGAAAACAAAAUAUAGCGAAGUCGAGGCGAAAAACGGCGAUGUCCCUGACAGAAGCUCUUCAAUAGGGAUUUCACCAAAUGGCGAGAGUGCGCCAUCUUCGUUACACGGCAUCUCUCCAACCGUUGGGGUCUCUAGUUUGUCGUCAUGGCAACCUGCCUCUUCAGUCUCUGUACCGCCAGUGUCAUCUUUCAUCAAUGGGCAGCAACAGCAAACUGGAUAUUACGUAGGAGGACAGCAGCCAGUACAGGGCGGGCAGCAGGGUGGAUAUUACGGCGAUCAGCAACAAACCGGGUACUACAUUGAUCCUCAAACGGUAUCUACGAUUGGCGGGCAACAGGCCGUUGUCUAUAUCGGUGGACAUCCGUCGACAGUUCCCGAGCAGCAACCCACGACGUAUAUCGGCGCACAAAUACCGGCUGUGGCUCAACCGGCUGGGUCAUAUGCCAGCGGGCAGCACUCGGAUUCAUUUGAUGACGGUGAUGCGCCAAUCGCCUCGCUCUACGGACAACGAAUCAGAUCGUUGAAUAUAAAACAACAAUCUGGCGCCUCAAUUUAUGGCCAGCGGACCACGCCUUCGAGCGCGUCCGCUUCACUUUAUGGACAGUCAACUGGGGCUUCGAGCAGCCCUACGGUCCUCCGUCACCAGUUCGACCACCCCACAGCCGCGACCGAGUUUGCUCCAGGAGCAGCCAAAGCUGUCGAGUCUUACUCGGCAUCCCGAGGCGGCUAUGGGACCAAUCAGAAUCAGACGAGUUCUACGGUCAACCUUGCCGACUUCGAACCGAUGCCGCAACCGCACGAACUGGAGACGGCGGAGCGAGAUAUUGUGCGCCGCCAACACGAAUUGGGCUCAUUCCAUCAUGGACCCGACACAUUCAUGAAUAACCAGACCUCCCGGGCAAGAGCAGCAUCAAGAGCAGCAUCAACAGCACCCAAAGCCGAGCUGAGUGCAUACCAGCAUGGCCCAGAUACUUUUACUCAUAACGAGGCGAAGAUGCUGGGCGCACCGACGGCCGAGCUCGGUGCUUACCAGCACGGGCCCGACACUUUUGAGAAUGAACAUGAAGCCAAGGUGCUAGGCGUUUUUCACCCAGGGACGGAAUCAUUUGCGCGGGAGCGGGAGGACAAGGUACUUGGCAACCUUCACGACAUAAUGAGCAUGGCGAAGCCGGCUGGGCGGGGCGGUGCAGAGCCACAGUCGUAUGAGAUGAGCCCCAUGCGGCCAUCAGCGCGAGAUCACGGCGACACCAACAGAUGA
Molecule: messenger RNA, 2061 nt
Organism: Colletotrichum truncatum
Lineage: Eukaryota; Fungi; Ascomycota; Sordariomycetes; Glomerellales; Glomerellaceae
Product: transmembrane alpha-helix domain-containing protein
Source: RefSeq, a predicted model, not a curated record